UGCCCUGACAUUAAGUUCAGUCGUGUCUGACUUUGGGGGUUGGUGGUCAUCUCCAUUUCUAAGCCAAAGAGCCGGCGUUGUCCGUAGACUCCUCCAAGGUCAUGUGGGAUGACUGCAUGGAGCACCGUUACCUUUCCGCUGGAGCGGUACCUAUUCAUCUACUCUAAUUUGAAUGUUUUUGAACUUUAGGGUUGGGAGAAGCUGGGGUUAACAGUGGGGGCUCUGUCCGUUCUUCGAAUUCAAACCUGCGACCUUUCGGUCCAGAAAUUUAGCAGCUCAGCGCUUGAACACGCUGCAGCAUCAGGGGAUAUUAUUUCCUAAAGGUUGUGAAUAUACAAUAUUUUUGAUUGUUUUUGUGUGUUGGAGGCAAGUAUUAAUGUUGCAAUUAGGGAAAAUGAUUAGCAUGUAAUGGCCUUGUAGCUUUAAAGCCUGGCUGUUUCCUCCCUGAGUGAAUUUUUUUGGGAGGUGUUAGCUGGCCCUGAUUGUUUCCUGUCUGGAAUUCCCUUGUUUUCAGAGUGGUGUUUGUGAUAUUUUAUGUGCUUCUACUGUCUGUGGCCCUCAGAAAACAGAGGACUUGCCAGACUUUGGUGAUGGGAAUACUUUGUUGGGAGGUGUUAGCUGGCCCUGAUUGUUUCCUGUGUGGAAUUCCACUGUUUUCAGAGUGUUCUUUAUUUAGUGUUCUGAUUUUAGAGAUUAUAUUGUUGUGUAUUAUUGUACCACAGUAAUUAUUUCAUAUUACAGUAGAAUCUCAGUUAUCCAACAUUUGGUAAUUCAAUGUUCUGGAUUAUCCAACGUAGUCUGCGUUUUAGUAGUCAUUUUUUUGUACUCAGUGUUUUAAAUUGUGAUACUUUUUCUGUCAAAUUUGUUGUAUAACAUGAUGUUUUGGUGGUUAAUUUGUAUAAUGAUUACCUAAUUUGAUGUUUAAUCGGGUUUUCCUGAAUCCGUUCUUAUUAUCCAACAUAUUCAGUUAUGCAAUGUUGUGCUGGGAUGUUUAUGUUGGAUAAGUGAGAAUCUAGUGUAUAUUUAUAAUUUUGCAAGGAAGGCGUUUGCGUAAUCUCCCGGGCACUGGAAAGGGGUAAAUAAAUAACAGAAGAGGAGAAGGCGCUCUGUACAUGCUCAGGGCCCAGGCGGGAGGCGUGGCGGGCUGAGGUCUGCCCUUCUCCUUUGCCCCUCAAUUCCGGCCCUUCCCCUCCUACCGGAGGCGGCACCGGUGUGGUGGUGGGUUGGCGGGCCUGGUAAGCCAGGGAAGAGCGGGCUCUGGUGGAGGCGCAGGCCCCGGGCGUAGCGGCUUCAUCCCCGCCUCCGCGCUUCCCGGUGCCAGCCUCCAUGUUCUUCCCGCGCAGUAGGAGGAAAGGAGGAGGCCUGAGCAGCGGCGAGGAGGAGGAGGAGGAGAACCGGGCUGGGAAGGCGGGCGAUGGGGCGCUUGUCUGUCGCUGCAGGCCGGAGAGGAAGAAAAAAGGGUGGGAAAGGGUUCCUCUCCACACAGAGGGAGAGAGGCAGGACUCGCUUUUCCAGAAGUGCCUUGUGCGGAGGUGACAUUGUUGGCGCGAAACACCAGGAAGGUACCAAGGGAGGGGGAAAGAGGCCUUUUUUGUUUCCUAGGCGAGAUGUUAGGACAGGGACGGGUCAGCUUGGGCCCUCCGGGUGUUUUGGAGUGGAACUUCAGAUUCGAGGAUGAGUAGGUCAGCCUCGUGAGGCGGAGGUGUGCCUUCUCCUGCCGAGUCCCUGGCUUUGGCGGUGAAGGCGGCAAUAGAGGGUGAGGAAGGGGGGGACAGUUUUGUGUGUGUGCGCGCACGGGAAGGGUUCGGAGGAUUGUGUUUGUGCGCAUGCGCACAUUGCCUGUUGUGCUUUUUAGUGUUGUGAUUGUGUUUUUUGUUUGAAUGUGUUGUAUCUUACUGAAGGCGGGGAUGAUGGAUUGUGAUGGUAAUUUUAGAGUUUGGGGGGUGUUGGGUUUUGUUGUUUUGUGCGUCGCCACGACGCCAAAAGCCUUUUAUAUAUACAGAUGCUUACCUUUUACGAUACCAUUUGUGCAAUAUUUUCCUCCUCGUUUCUCGUACUCUGGUAUUCCUUUUCAUCCCUAUUGACUUUACCACAUUUCUCAUCUCUUGUUCCAUGAUUUGUAACUCCAUUUCCCAGAUACUUUUCAAAUCCCGUAUUGUACAUCCAUCAGCCUCUAUUAGCAUUGUAUAUAUUUUGCUGGCCUGUGCCUUCUUUCCUUCCUCUUUUUCUCUUAUCUUUUCAAAGGCCUUCCCAGACGAAGGAUAACAGGCACUGCCAGUCUGAUAAUGCUAUGCAGUAAUGCUAUGUAGAAAUUACUGUAUUUACGAACUUAGAACCAAGAUAUAACGAUAUAUUGAAAACAUUGACUACAAAAAUGCGUUGGAUAAUCCAGAACGUUGGAUAAGUGAGUGUUGGAUAAGUGAGACUCUACUGUAGUUGGCUUGUCCUGAAAGUCAGUCAUAUUCUUAAUCUCGCUCUUGUUUUACUUGUAAGGAUAUGGACCUGGGGAGAGGUUAUGGCAAAGGCGGACUCGGGGAUUGUUGUGGUUGUUGUAGUUUAGUGUCUGCUUUGUUAUAUUAUAUUAAUGUUGGGACUUAAGUUGAGUCAUUAAAAACUAAAACACCUUUUGCCAAUACAGCAGAGUCUCACUUAUCCAGGCCUCGCUUAUCCAAGCCUCUGGAUAAUCCAAGCCAUUUUUAUAGUCAAUGUUUUCAAUAUAUCGUGAUAUUUUGGUACUAAAUUUGUAAAUACAGUAAUUACUACAUAGCAUUACCAUGUAUUGAACUACUUUUUCUGUCAAAUGUAUUGUAUAACAUGAUGUUUUGGUGCUUAAUUUGUAAAAUCAUAACCUAAUUGGAUGUUUAAUAGGCUUAUCCUUAAUCCCUCCUUAUUAUCCAAGAUAUUCGCUUAUCCAAGCUUCUGCCGGCCCGUUUAGCUUGGAUGAGUGAGACUCUGCUGUAUUCUGUCCUCCUCACCCUCAUCUAAGGUCCAAGGGUUGGCUCAGAAACUAGACAUCCGGACACGAGACCCACACUGCUUUCGAUUUCACUCCUCUGUGUUAACGUCGGCGCUGAGUCUGGCCGGACUCCUAUUAUGGUAAACCCCGGCCUCCUAUUGGUGGGAUGUUUUCCCCCUGGGCCAAUCCCCGCUCGCUGCGCUUCUGUCCGCCUCCAGCACUUCCAGCAGGAAACUUUUCCGCCUCCAACACCACCAGCAGGAAACUUCUCUCUCUGCUGGCGAUGGCGCGGCUGUUGCUGCUCCGGGUGGUGUCUGUCCUUCUCCUGGGACACCCGGGAAUCGCCCUCCCGCCCCCGGCUCCCGCAGCUUCUGCCGGCCGUUUAGCUUGGAUGAGUGAGACUCUGCUGUAUUCUGUCCUCCUCACCCUCAUCUAAGGUCCAAGGGUUGGCUCAGAAACUAGACAUCCGGACACGAGACCCACACUGCUUUCGAUUUCACUCCUCUGCGUUAACGUCCUCUGCGUUAACGCUGAGUCUGCCCGGAAACCGGUGACGCUAUGGUAAACCCCGGCCUCCUAUUGGUGGGAUGUUUUCCCCCUGGGCCAAUCCCCGCUCGCUGCGCUUCUGUCCGCCUCCGAACACCACCAGCAGGAAACUUUUCCGCCUCCAACACGACCAGCAGGAAACUUCUCUCUCAGCUGGCGAUGGCGCGGCUGUUGCUGCUCCGGGUUGUGUCUGUCCUUCUCCUGGGACACCUGGGAAUCGCCCUCCCGCCCCCGGCUCCCGCAGUCUCUUCCUCCUCCUCACACUCCUUGAGAUAUUUCUAUACUGCAGCAUCUGAAGAUAACAAAUUGCUUUCUUCAUUCAUCAUUGUUGGAUAUGUGGAUGACCAGCGGAUCUGUCAGUAUGACAGCACCGUGAAAGAGCAACGUCCUUGUGUUCCCUGGAUGAGUAAGGUAGAGGAAGAGGAUCCCUCCUACUGGGCAGAAGAAACUGAGGUGUCACGGAUUUCAGAAGUGUUUUUCAAAGAGAGUCUGGUGACAGCAAGGAAUCGUUAUAACCAGAGUGGAGGGUUUCACACCCUGCAGCAGAUGUAUGGCUGUGACCUGAGGAAAGAUGGGAGCAAAGCAGGAUACCGACAGUAUGCCUACGAUGGGAAGGACUUCAUCAGCUUUGACAAGGAGACCCUCACCUGGACGGCAGCUGAUGUGGAGGCCCAGAUCACCAAGAGGACAUGGGAUGCUCAAUCAACACAGAACCAGUACCUGAAGGCCUACCUGGAGGAGGAGUGCAUUGAGUGGCUGGAGAAGUACCUGGAAUACGGGAAGGAGACACUGCUGAGGACAGAGACACCAGAAGUGAUGGUGACCCGGAAGGUAGACCACGAUGGGAUGGAGACCUUGAUCUGCCGGGUGGGGGGCUUCUACCCCAAGGAGAUUGACAUCGAGUGGACAAGGGAUGGGGAGGUCUGGACGCAGGAUGUCUUCCAUGGCCUGGUGUCCCCCAACUCGGAUGGGACUUACUACACCUGGCGGAGCAUCACGGUGGACCCCAAGGAGAGGGAACGCUACAAAUGCCACGUGGAGCACGAUGGACUUCUGAAACCUGUGGAUGUGGCCUGGGAGGAGCCUGCCUCCAACUUGGGACUCAUCAUCGAGUGUGUCGUAGUGGCUCUCCUCGCGAUAGCUUACAUUGCUGUGCUUGCUUUUCUUUUUAUCAUCGAAUAUGUCUUAUGGGCUCUCCUCGCGAUAGCUGCAAUUGCUGUGCUUGCUGUUUAUUUCACCUCCAAAUUGGUGCUCAUUGGGUGUGCCGUGGGGAUUCUCCUUCCGAUUACUGGGCUUGCUGUUUAUUUCCAACUGAUUUUGGAGAUUUUGGAAGACUUCCGAGGUUUACAAAAUUCAAACAAAAAAGUAUUGGCAAGUGACCAAAAAUUCAACAUUUCUGAGGAAGGAAGUGAUAAAAAAUCCAACACUUCUAAGGAAGAAAGCGAUGAAGGGUUCGGCAGCACUGAGGAAGGACUUGAACGUCCUCAGAUUUUGGUGUCUACUGGAAACCAAAUACCAGCAGAUAUCAAGGGUCCACUAUACUGGGGGCUGAAAGGCUCAGCCCAGCUCCCGCCUGGCACCUGGAGACUGAUCUAGCUGAGUUUUGGCACCAUUACCAUUAUGACAACCACAGCGCAACUAGCAGGUCUGCCCUAUGAAUUGAGGAAAAGUUCAUCCGCCUAAGUGUUGGAUUUUGGUGCGCCGUUUAAGAAUUUCUUCAAGGUUUUCCACUGGAUGUCAACAAUUUAAAUUUGUAGAAAUAUUUAUAUUGCAAAGAGUUGGGCCUGAGGUACGAGGCUUGAAUGAAAAGUAAUGCCUCCACCUUCGUAACUCCUCAACAGAUGGCAGUCCUGGUCUGCAGCAGGUACUGGCUUAUUCAGUAGACUCUCCUCUACAGUUCCGUUUGGUGGGAAGCCUGAGCAUUGAACGGCUGUGUUGUUAAAGUGCAAAGUAUGGGACCCUGCGCAGACGGUCGGUCAAUGCGACUUAAGCAACGUGCAGUCAUUGAAUUCUCGACAGCAGAAGGUGCCACCACAAAGGAGAUUCAUCAGAGAAUGCAAGCUGUUUAUGGGGAUUGUGUUGAUGGGAGAGUAAGUUUCAAGAAGUGGGAACAUCUGACUUGCGUGACAAACAAAGAGUUGGACGUCCUUUGACAGCAACCACCGAGUUUCAAGCUAAAGGUUGACAGAUUGAUUCAGAACGAUUGCCAUAUCACUCAGAGAGAAAUUUCAAGCAUAAUCGGCAUUUCGCAAAAAUUAUUGCUUUGCUUGGCUAUCAGAAGAUCUGUGCAGGACGGGUACUGUGAGAUGCUGGUUGUGGAAGCAGAGUGCCGACUUCUUCCAUGACGGCUUCAGAACUGCGGCAAUUUUUAAGGGUUUUUUUCAUGUCAGAAGUGACUUGAGAAACUGUAAGUCGCUUCUGGUGUGAGAGAAUUGGCCAUCUGCAAGGAUGUUAGAGAAAGAACUACCCCACUCCUGAAGCAGCUACACUGGCUUCCGGUUUGUUUCUGGGCGCAAUUCAAGUUGCUGGCUUUGGCCUACAAAGCUCUAUACAGUUUGGGCCCAGCCUACUUGAGGGACUGUAGCUCCUUCUACCAACCCACUCGAGCUUCUUCUUCUUUUUUUUUUUUACGAAUUUUUAUUUUUAAAAACACAAAAAAUACAUACCGUACACAUACAAAACAUUUACAAUUCUCACCACCAACACGAGGAUUAUUUUCAUUUACAUAUUCAUUUAUUUUUGAGACAAUCUUUAUAUCUUUAUACAUUUCCAUCCUAUAUACUAUAUAACAAUUGUAUCUUAUUUCUUAUGGCUUGAUCUCUGGAUUGAUUCAUGAUAUAGUUCUUUACCCUUGUCCAUCUUUCUUCCAUUUCUCUCAUUUUUAAAACAUUUAAUUUCACAUUUAUAAUUUCAAAUUCCAUUUGCUCCACCAUAUAUUGGUACCAUUUAUUUACUGUCCAUUUUGAUUUAUCUUUCCACCCUAAUAUUAUUACUGCUUGUGCACAUUCAAUUAUUGCUUCUUUUAUUUCCCAUUUCCUCUCUUUUCCCUAAUACAGUAGAGUCUCACUUAUCCAAGCUAAACGGGCCAGCAGAAGCUUGGAUAAGCGAAUAUGUUGGAUAAUAAGGAGGGAUUAAGGAAAAGCCUAUUAAACAUCAAAUUAGGUUAUGAUUUUACAAAUUAAGCACCAAAACAUCAUGUUAUACAACAAAUUUGACAGAAGAAGUAGUUCAGUACGCAGUAAUGUUAUGUUGUAAUUACUGUAUUUACGAAUUUAGCACCAAAAUAUCACAAUAUAUUGAAAACAUUGACUACAAAAAUGGCUUGGAUAAUCCAGAAGCUUGGAUAAGCGAGGCUUGGAUAAGUGAGACUCUACUGUACCGCUAUUUCCUUUGUUAUGACCCACUCAUUUCCUAGUAUUUGAUUUGACUCAUUUUGUAUAGUCUGCCAAAAAUAUUGUACAUAUUCACAUUCCCACAUCAUGUGCAUAAACCGCCCUUUCUGAUGACAUCCAUGCCAGCACUGACUACUCCCCUUUUUAUAGUAGUACUAGUUGUGCCCGGCCACGCGUUGCUGUGGCGAAGUCUGGUGGUCUGGGAAAUAAAGUAUUGAGGAAUUGGUGGUAGUUAAGCUAAAGGGUAAAGGUUUUGCCCUGACAUUAAGUUCAGUCGUGUCCGACUUUGGGGGUUGGUGGUCAUCUCCAUUUCUAAGCCAAAGAGCCGGCGUUGUCCGUAGACUCCUCCAAGGUCAUGUGGGGUGACUGCAUGGAGCACCGUUACCUUUCCGCUGGAGCGGUACCUAUUCAUCUACUCUAAUUUGAAUGUUUUUGAACUUUAGGGUUGGGAGAAGCUGGGGUUAACAGUGGGGGCUCUGUCCGUUCUUCGAAUUCAAACCUGCGACCUUUCGGUCCAGAAAUUUAGCAGCUCAGCGCUUGAACACGCUGCAGCAUCAGGGGAUAUUAUUUCCUAAAGGUUGUGAAUAUACAAUAUUUUUGAUUGUUUUUGUGUGUUGGAGGCAAGUAUGAAUGUUGUAAUUAGGGAAAAUGAUUAGCAUGUAAUGGCCUUGUAGCUUUAAAGCCUGGCUGUUUCCUCCCUGAGUGAAUUCUUUUGGGAGGUGUUAGCUGGCCCUGAUUGUUUCCUGUCUAGAAUUCCCUUGUUUUCAGAGUGGUGUUGUUUGUGAUAUUUUAUGUGCUUCUACUGUCUGUGGCCCUCAGAAAACAGAGGACUUGCCAGACUUUGGUGAUGGGAAUACUUUGUUGGGAGGUGUUAGCUGGCCCUGAUUGUUUUCUGUGUGGAAUUCCACUGUUUUCAGAGUGUUCUUUAUUUAGUGUUCUGAUUUUAGAGAUUAUAUUGUUGUGUAUUAUUGUACCACAGUAAUUAUUUCAUAUUACAGUAGAAUCUCAGUUAUCCAACAUUUGGUAAUUCAAUGUUCUGGAUUAUCCAACGUAGUCUGCGUUUUAGUAGUCAUUUUUUUUGUACUCAGUGUUUUAAAUUGUGAUACUUUUUCUGUCAAAUUUGUUGUAUAACAUGAUGUUUUGGUGGUUAAUUUGUAUAAUGAUUACCUAAUUUGAUGUUUAAUCGGGUUUUCCUGAAUCCGUUCUUAUUAUCCAACAUAUUCAGUUAUGCAAUGUUGUGCUGGGAUGUUUAUGUUGGAUAAGUGAGAAUCUAGUGUAUAUUUAUAAUUUUGCAAGGAAGGCGUUUGCGUAAUCUCCCGGGCACUGGAAAGGGGUAAAUAAAUAACAGAAGAGGAGAAGGCGCUCUGUACAUGCUCAGGGCCCAGGCGGGAGGCGUGGCGGGCUGAGGUCUGCCCUUCUCCUUUGCCCCUCAAUUCCGGCCCUUCCCCUCCUACCGGAGGCGGCACCGGUGUGGUGGUGGGUUGGCGGGCCUGGUAAGCCAGGGAAGAGCGGGCUCUGGUGGAGGCGCAGGCCCCGGGCGUAGCGGCUUCAUCCCCGCCUCCGCGCUUCCCGGUGCCGGCCUCCAUGUUCUUCCCGCGCAGUAGGAGGAAAGGAGGAGGCCUGAGCAGCGGCGAGGAGGAGGAGGAGGAGGAGGAGAACCGGGCUGGGAAGGCGGGCGAUGGGGCGCUUGUCGGUCGCUGCAGGCCGGAGAGGAAGAAAAAAGGGUGGGAAAGGGUUCCUCUCCACACAGAGGGAGAGAGGCAGGACUCGCUUUUCCAGAAGUGCCUUGUGCGGAGGUGACAUUGUUGGCGCGAAACACCAGGAAGGUACCAAGGGAGGGGGAAAGAGGCCUUUUUUGUUUCCUAGGCGAGAUGUUAGGACAGGGACGGGUCAGCUUAGGCCCUCCGGGUGUUUUGGAGUGGAACUUCAGAUGCGAGGAUGAGUAGGUCAGCCUCGUGAGGCGGAGGUGUGCCUUCUCCUGCCGAGUCCCUGGCUUUGGCGGUGAAGGCGGCAAUAGAGGGUGAGGAAGGGGGGGACAGUUUUGUGUGUGUGUGCGCACGGGAAGGGUUCGGAGGAUUGUGUUUGUGCGCAUGCGCACAUUGCCUGUUGUGCUUUUUAGUGUUGUGAUUGUGUUUUUUGUUUGAAUGUGUUGUAUCUUACUGAAGGCGGGGAUGAUGGAUUGUGUUGGUAAUUUUAGAGUUUGGGGGGUGUUGGGUUUUGUUGUUUUGUGCGUCGCCACGACGCCAAAAGCCUUUUAUAUAUACAGAUGCUUACCUUUUACGAUACCAUUUGUGCAAUAUUUUCCUCCUCGUUUCUCGUACUCUGGUAUUCCUUUUCAUCCCUAUUGACUUUACCACAUUUCUCAUCUCUUGUUCCAUGAUUUGUAACUCCAUUUCCCAGAUACUUUUCAAAUCCCGUAUUGUACAUCCAUCAGCCUCUAUUAGCGUUGUAUAUAUUUUGCUGGCCUGUGCCUUCUUUCCUUCCUCUUUUUCUCUUAUCUUUUCAAAGGCCUUCCCAGACGAAGGAUAACAGGCACUGCCAGUCUGAUAAAUAAUUUGAUAAAACCUGACAAAUAACUUUAGAGGCCGGAGGUUAUGGAUAUCUGUAAAUGGUGCUUGCUGCAAGUUUUUAAAAUUGUUUUAUUUGAUAUGUUAAUUGGGUUUUUAUAUUAGGAUGAUGUUUUAAUCUGAUUUUGUACUGCAGUUGGAUGUAUUUGUAUGAAUUUUAUAUGUUGUACGCCGCUUUGAAUCCCACCCACGGGAGAAAAGAGGGAUAAAAAUAAAUAAAUAAAUAA
Anolis carolinensis (green anole) is the source of this 9688-nucleotide messenger RNA. RefSeq names its product major histocompatibility complex class I-related gene protein-like. Gene Ontology annotation, biological process: immune response. The transcript has 13 exons. Bases 3515 to 5098 code for a protein of 527 amino acids. The record is from RefSeq and is a predicted model, not a curated record. Lineage: Eukaryota; Metazoa; Chordata; Lepidosauria; Squamata; Anolidae. Gene Ontology annotation, cellular component: external side of plasma membrane.